Molecule: messenger RNA, 3036 nt
Organism: Symbiodinium necroappetens
Lineage: Eukaryota; Dinophyceae; Suessiales; Symbiodiniaceae
Source: the annotation of a GenBank genome assembly
AUGCCGGAACAGCCAACAGACUCUAGCAACAGGAUCGAAGAGAUCAGGGAGACCAAUGCUUGGUUCCUGGACUCUGUCUUCUUCUACGGCGAUCGUUUUUACCAGUUUGCGCGACGCUUGAUUGAUGCGCUGUCAAGACUACAUCAGGCGGUACGUGACGGCCAGCUGCCACCUACUGCCGCACGACGGGCGGCUGCUUUCAUCAUUGCUUGCGGCUCUGUUUUGGCUGCUGGCUUUGUUCACGGCUCGAUACAGAGGCAGAAGCGCUCCGAGUGGAAGGAAAUGCGAAGGCCCCUGGGAUCUCCUCACUGCAUGCCCUCCAGAAACCUUGCUUUGGACAGGCAGGCGCCACGCCGUCCGAUGGGCGGCCGGGCGGAGGAAUGCGCAUCUGCCCGGUCGAGCCUGGGCAGGAGCUGCCACCGGAAAUUUGUACCUGUUCCCGGAACAAGUCAACUGACAACGAACGCCGCCAUGGCUGCGGCGAUGGAUCCCUCAGCUGCUUCGCCUCUGGCUGCGCUGAGCGGGGACAUCGAGGCCACCCGGCACCCGGGUGAGAUCCGAGUUGAGGAUCUGAGCCUUGUUGUGAAGGGCGCCAAGAAAGGCGACGGCCCACGAAAGAUCCUGUCGAAUGUGACCUGCGAGUUCCCGCCGGGAAGGCUGUCCGCGAUCAUGGGUGCAAGUGGUUCGGGCAAGACGUCCGUGCUGACCGCCAUUCGUGGCCUUCAAGCUACUGACUCCGAGAUGUGCGGACAGGUUCUUUGCGAUGGCCAUCCGGUCAAGAUGGACACCAUGCGCCACUUGGCAAGUGCGGUCCCACAGGAGGACGUGUUUCUCGCAGCUUUGACCCCGAGGGAGACCUUGGGCUUUGCAGCCGAGCUGCGCCUGCCCACCACCUGGGGCCCCGAGGCGAGAGCCAAGCGUGUCGAGGAGGUGAUUAAGCUUCUCAACAUCGAGAAGUGUGCCGAUACAGCUAUCGGAGAUGAAAAGAUGGGGCUGCGAGGAAUUUCAGGGGGCGAGCGUCGGCGCUUGAGCGUGGGCCUAGCAAUCAUCGGCGGCUUGCCCGAGGUCCUGCUUUGCGACGAGCCCACAAGUGGCCUCGACUCCGCCGCAGCCACCAACAUUGUCGCCCUCAUGAAGGCUUUGGCUGGCCGCGGAGUGACGGUCUUGGCUGCCAUCCACCAACCGUCGUAUGCGAUCUUCAGCGAGUUCGACUACCUGCUGCUUCUGGAGGUGGGGGUCGUGGUCUACAGUGGCGAGGUUGCCAAGGCGGAGGAAUAUUUCGCGAAGCACGGAGCUCCGACGCCCGAGAAGACAAAUCCAGCGCAUCACUUCGUGCAAAUUGUACAGGAUGAGAGCAGCAAGUGGAUCGAGACCUGGCAGAAGGCAGCCCCGGCGCAGAAGCCAAUUUCCGCAACAGACAGCUUGCCAGGGAAGGCUGCCGAUAUGCCGAGCAUGUGGCAGCAAACGUGCAUUCUGACCAGGCGCACACUACUGGAAAACUUCAAAAACAAGAAGAAGCUCGAUGCUCAGUUUGACGCCACUCCCCCGUGGGAAGAGGAGUUCACCCAGAAGAACAUCUUCCCUAUCAAGGGCGUGAUGUUCCUCUGCGCGAGCCUCAUUCUCUGUCGCGGCCUCCGACCGGCGGCAGAAGUCGUGGACUGCGGAACCAAGGGCCAAGGCGUCCUAGCCACACAGGACAUUCGUCCUGGGGAGGUUCUCUCGUGCGAGAAGCCACUCAUGAGACUGACGGUGAACGGGCGCGACUCUUCUUGGUACGAUGAAGCCGAGGAGCAGUUCCAGAGGUCGAAAGAAGAUGUCCAACGGCGGAUCUUCUAUUUGGCGGACACCUUCUCCGAGGGCCCGAAAACUUUGCUCGGAAUCCUGAGGACCAACCUCUUCUCUGCAGAUGAAUCUGAUGAUGUCCUUCUGUGCGAAAUGGCAAGUCGGUUCAACCACUCUUGCAAUGCGAAUUGCGAGCAGGUCUGGAACCAGGAGACCCUCCGCAUGGAAGUCCGUUCAUGCACAAACAUCCCGGCAGCUCAGGAGCUGUGUGUCCGCUACAUCGACAUCCGAGGUGCGAUGAGCUAUCGCCAGUAUUUGCUGAAGAAGAUGUUCGGCUUUGACUGUGCUUGCGAGGUUUGUGCUCGUGGUGCUGAUGACGAAAGUGACUCCCGGCGCAGUGAAAUGGCUUGUCUCUCCGAUGUUCUGGACCAUGUGGAGCCGGGGCAGGAGGAGGUUUCGACACGCACUUUGCUGAGACGGGUGAGGCAGCUGCUGGAUCUCUAUGACGAAGAAGGUUUGCAUGAUCAGAGCAGCCGGCUCUUGGCGUACGAGGCUGCUGCAGCUUUGGAAGACUAUCGAGGCAAGAUUGCUGCCUCGCAUCGCUGGCUUCAAAGGGCGCUGCGUUGUUCAGAGAUGAUCCGAGGAAGCGAGCAUCCAGCCACACGUGAGCUGCGAGCGAGGGAAGUGCGAACUCAGGCGCCUGUCUGUGGCAACGAGCGAGAGCAAAAGGAUCUACAGCAGAACCCUUUGAUUGAGUCCUUCUACGCAGGUGCGGCAACUUUCCAGCAGACCAAAGGACUUCUCAAGCGUGAGUACUACGAUGGAGUCUACCAGGUCCUUCCAUACUACAUGGCCUACUACACCGGCUUUCUCGCCAUGCAGGUUCCAUGGACUCUCGCAUGGGCGACGCCGCUGUACUUGCUCAUUGGGCUACCGCUGGAUGCGUACCGCUUCGGUGUGUUUGUGCUGACAACCUUCCUCGUGCUGCUUUUCGCUUGCGUGGCUGGCUCUGCAGUGGGAGCCAAAACGCGCGACGCAGACGGCAAUCGAGCAGUUCUGAUGCCGCUCAUCAUUCCUGCUACGCUAUUUUCAGGAUAUGUCAUUCCUUUUGACCAGAUACCCAGAGUCUGGCUGCCGUUCUACUACAUGUCACCGAUCAUGUGGGCAAUGAGUAUUUUCGAGACGAGCCUCUACGAGGGAGUCGUCUUCGAGGACUGCAACCCGAACAUGCCGAUGUGGAGACGACGAUGCUGG